AUGGAUCCUAUCGGCGCAGUGAGCCUCGCAGCCACCGUGGUGCAGCUGCUUGACUUUGGAAUCAGGUUGGUUUCCAAAGCACACGACAUAUACACCUCUGCUGAAGGAGCUGAGGUGCACAAUAUCGAAUUGGAUGCUAUCGCCCAGAACUUAAUGUCCUUAAAUAGGCGGCUACAAAACAGAUCUCGCAAAGUCUGCGCCUAUGCCGUUUCCGAGGACGAGAAAGCUUUGGAGAGUUUGACCGUGCACUGUAACCAGAUCGGCGAGGAGUUGAUCGAGGCCCUACAAGCUGCAAAAGUGGAGGGCACUCAUAAACAUUGGAAAAGUGUUAGACAGGCAUUGAAAAGCACUCUAGGUCGAGAUAAUAUUCAGGAACUAUAUAAUCGACUCAAACAAUACCGUGAACAGAUCGUCGUGGUUCUGCUUGUGAUCACCAACGCCAAACAGACCACUCUCGACGAAAAUGUGGACGCAGUCAGGCACGACAUUAUCGAGUCUGAGUCAAGAAUUCUUGACGAAGCUCGGCAGACUCGUUUCCAGAUCCUGAAUGCCAUCCGACACGCGAAAUACAACCCCACCAGAGAAGAAGAUAUCUCGAAAGUCUCGCAAUUACUAUCCGAAAUGGUCUCCCGUGGUUCGGAGAAGAAGAUUAAGGAAAAAAUCCUCGAAAGCCUGCAUUACCCAAACAUGCAAGACAGACGCGAAUGGAUUUCCGCUGCACAUAAAAAGACAUUCAAUUGGACCCUGGAGGAUAAAGCAGGCGAGCACAUUCGCAGGGAUAAUCUGAAGCAUUGGCUUUGCAAUGGUGACGGUAUAUACUGGUUGAGUGGAAAAGCCGGGUCCGGGAAGUCUACCUUGAUGAAAUACAUUGACCAGGACCGGCGGACUUUGCAGUAUUUAGAGCAGUGGGCAUCACCCCUCAAAAUUGUGUUUGCGAGCUUUUACUUCUGGAACCCGGGGACCUCAAUGCAAAAGUCACAGCUGGGUUUGCUACAGAGCUUACUCCACAAAAUUCUGUCGCAGAGGCCUAAUCUCAUCCCGAAAGUCCUCCCAGAUCAAGCACAGCUCUACAGUACCUACGGAACGACGAACUUCUCCUGGACGAUUUCGCAGCUUACGAAUGCAUUCAAGUUACUUCUAGACACCAAGUUUGAUACUAAGUUUUGUUUCCUCAUCGACGGACUUGAUGAAUAUGAUGGCGACCACCAGGGCCUAGUCGAUAUGCUUGAUGCGUUCCAUGAUUGUCCAAAACUUACCCUGCAGGAUUUAACGCACGACGAUAUCAAGGCGUUUGCCCACGAUUCUCUAUACAACCACCCGAGGUUUUCACGGGCGCUAUCUAUGGAGCCAGAACGCGCACCCAAACUGGUGACUGAGAUUGUUAACAAGGCCUCUGGCGUUUUUCUGUGGGUCUACCUCGUGGUCAAGUCGCUAAUGGAUGGGCUCACCAACGCGGACCGAAUGCAUGAUCUCCAGAGAAGACUUGAUCAGAUCCCGGCUGACCUCGAGCAAUUCUUCUUCCAUAUUCUGACAGGCUUAGACACGUUCUACCUCGAGCAGGCUUCGCAAUUAUUUCGCCUAGCACUCGAGGCCCCGAAACCUCUGGCAGUUUUGACGUUCUCUUACCUCGAUGAGACUGACCCCGACUUUGCACUGAAAAGAGAGAUAAAACCUAUGUCAAGAGAGGAAGAGAUUAUUCGCUGUGAAGAAAUUGAGCGGAGACUCAAUAGUAGGUGCAAGGGCUUGUUAGAGUCCCGCAGUCGAAAGAGCUGUGAUUCAUACUCCAAUAUGGACGGAGUGGUGGAUGAAAUAGUCUCUUACGAGGUUGAUUUCCUUCAUCGAACGGUCCGCGAUUUCUUACACACUCCAACAGUAGAGGUGCAGCUUGUCGCAGUGGACACUCCAGAAUUUGAUGCCAACAUGACAUUGGCUAGAGCGUACGUAGCUCGGAUCAAAGGCCUCCGGCACUCGGCACAUUCGGAGGGCAACUUCCAGGCCUUAUGGGCGCUUGUAUUUGACAUGCUCUACCACAUCCGCCUCGUGGGGAAGGAUAUCUCGCGGGAAGCACAAGUUAGCCUCCUAGAUGAGUUGGAUAGAGCCGCUGCUCAUUUUCGAGAGGCCGCAAUCGUGAAGAGACGUUGCGAUCGAACCGCGCAUUGGGUAAAUACAGGCUACCGGUUCGGCUUCGAGCCGGCGUGGAAUAACGAUUUUACUACCCUAUGUGUUCAAUAUGGGCUAAUCCCAUACAUUGAACAAAAGUUAUCCUCAGGGGCUUCGCUUCGCCGAGCUGGUAAGCCAUUCCUGGCCUUCGCUCUGACCGCCACCACAAGCCCCGUUAGUGUCAUCAUUCUGAAGCAGCUGGAAGGUGUUCACUAUCAGGAACCCAGGGUGAAAAUGGUUGAAUUUCUGCUUGAUCGAGGCGCCACUCCAAACGACGUGGACGAGGGCGAGACUGUCUGGGUUCGCUGCAUCGUGUCUAUCUACCUACUCACGAUCAAGGCUAAGGGCAAGUUUUCCGAACAGGCAAAAUCCUGGUUCGAGAUUACAAGGUUACUGCUGCUUCGAGGUGCGGAUCCUGAGGCAAUAUGCCCGGUCAAUAUCCAAGGAAGGAAUUCGGAGAUAAAUUCUACUAGAUUACGUAGCGGGAAAUGCACGGCUAUGGAGCUCAUCUCCAUUGUGUUUGGCGGAGAUUCCAGAUUCGACAUGUCCGAACUCGAGGAUGUGAUUGAGCAGCCGCAAAGGGCGCCACCGCUGCCACCUGCCCGAUACUUGAGCGACUCGUAUCUCCAAAUACCUGGAACACACAAUCACAACGGCACGAACGUUUCACGAUCGCACUCUGCAGUGUCAUCCACUUCGCAUAUAAGUUGGGACUCAGGAAACACUCAAUAUAAUAAUACACCAGGAUCCUAUCUCAACGCCGGGUCCUUAGCACCACAAUACAUAUCCUACAGGGGUAGUCAGGAAGUCGGACCAGGCGGUGGAACACCGAUUGUUGGAGCGCCGCCGUAUAUCAUGAUACCAGCGCCUAAUAAUGACUCUAUUCCGGCCGCCCCAAAGAAAAAGAGACACUCACGACUAUCAAGCUUAUUCUCAAAAAUAAAGCCAAAAGAAAAGACUCCGCCAGCCUAGUUCACCUACG
Messenger RNA from Blastomyces dermatitidis ER-3, 3142 nucleotides. RefSeq lists its product as uncharacterized. Bases 1 to 3132 code for a protein of 1043 amino acids. The transcript has 2 exons. The record is from RefSeq and is a predicted model, not a curated record. NCBI's taxonomy places the organism in Eukaryota, Fungi, Ascomycota, Eurotiomycetes, Onygenales, Ajellomycetaceae.